Messenger RNA from Bactrocera oleae (olive fruit fly), 1757 nucleotides. The record is from RefSeq and is a predicted model, not a curated record. NCBI's taxonomy places the organism in Eukaryota, Metazoa, Arthropoda, Insecta, Diptera, Tephritidae.
GCUACUUAAAGCUAUACAGAAGAAAAAAGAAUGUAAUGCAAAGGCCCAGAAAAUAGUUGAGUUGUUUUUAGAAAGAAACAUUGCAAGAGACUAUUUCCUGACUCAGCUGAAAGAUAUCAAUCAAUGUCAUUACGACGACAUAGUAGACGAACGACACAUUCUUCUAAUAUGUGGGUAUCCGUUAUGUGGAAAUCUAUUGGAAAAAGUGCCUUCAAAAAAAUAUCAAAUAUCGACAACUAUAAACAAGGUUUACGAUAUAACGGAUCGUAAAAAGUUUUGUAGCUCUCAGUGUUUCAAAGCGUCCGAGUUUGUAAAAUCGCAAAUAUUAGUGAGUCCGCUUUGGUUGAGACAAAAUGAACAAAUACCUGAGUUUAAAUUGUUGGAUGAAAAAAAUACAUAAUUUGGUACCAAUUUUUCCAUAAGAUAAAUCAUAUAGAAAAACUUUUACAGAAGCGGCAAACUAAAAACAGAAACCAUUUAAAUAUUGAUAAGUAAUAUUGUAAGUUUUGAUGUAUAACGGUAACACAUUAAUUCCGAUUUGAGCGAUGAAUACAAAGUAUAAGAAGUUCAAGUGCAAUGUUCCACUUGAAUGUAUAAGCGUAUAAUUUAAGGUUAAAUUAGUGGUUUUCAGAAAGAAAAUAUAUUGAAAUCUUUCAUAUAAUUUUUAAAUAGUAACAUAACCAUACCAAACAGUUAAACCAACCAACCCUAUGGCUAACACUGAUAGGGUCACCAUUAAUUAACUGGCAUAACUUCGCAAAUCUAUGGAAUUAGUAAUAAAAUAAUAAACAAGAUGGCAGAUGAAGAGAUGUUCCAAAUCUUUCAGAAUAUACUGAAAACUUAAAAUUACAACAAAACAGUUGGCGAAAUUAGCACUCAGGUAACUCAGGAUGACCAGAAUAAACGUACGACGAAGUUUACCUUCGUAUGGCAACCUGCCCUUUUCACAGCCCGGAAAAUAUUUGUCGAAAAAAAACACCAAGUGUUGAAAAGAACGACCCACUUUGCGAGGAUACAUAUACUUUGCCGCGGCUUAUGAUUCUGAUAAUGAGUUUAGAGAAAUUAAUAAAUACAAGUAGUCAAUCUGUCAGCAUUGUCACAACAAUUAAAGCAGCUAUGAAAUACAUCUUUCCGCCACAAUAUUAUUUAUAGAUUGAAGAUUUUCUAUACCAUUCGUUGUUCUAUCUGUCUCAUUCACCACUGCUGGUUCCGGUGAAUUUUUUUCAUUUAUUACAAAUGUUAUACUCUUUAUACGUUUAUUAACGUAUGGUAAUCGAUAUGGCAAUGAAUUUGAUCAUUAAUCGAGAUUAGAACAUAUGUAGUAGUUUCCCAUCACUAGUUUUAGUCAAAAUAAACAAAUUAUCUGUCCGGAAUGGUUUGUGAUCGGUGCGAAGCGAAAUUGUCCAAAGUUGCAACACCUGAUCCAUGGAAAAAUGGAGCAGGAAAGAGAAAAAUCAACGAAAACAAAUUUUUGUCUACCGCGAGAGAUAGACAAAAUCCCAUUGCUAAAAGUUUAGCACCAUGUAGAAUAUGUAGGCAGAAAGUUCAUCAGAUUGGCUCCCAUUAUUGUCAAGCAUGUGCCUACAAAAAAGCUAUUUGUGCCAUGUGUGGAAAAAAGCUGCUCGAUACCAAAAAUUAUAAACAAAGUUCCACUUAGAACAAAUGUAUAUAUUACACGCUUUAAUGUUUACAAAAAAUGUACAUUUAGAGCUUAACAUAAUUUUUGUAAUGUUAAUAGAUUUAGUUAAGAAUUACUA